Messenger RNA from Emericellopsis cladophorae, 1008 nucleotides. RefSeq names its product zinc finger protein RTS2. Gene Ontology annotation, biological process: DNA replication; DNA damage response. NCBI's taxonomy places the organism in Eukaryota, Fungi, Ascomycota, Sordariomycetes, Hypocreales, Bionectriaceae. The coding region runs from base 1 to 1008 and encodes 335 amino acids. The record is from RefSeq and is a predicted model, not a curated record. Gene Ontology annotation, cellular component: nucleus. The transcript has a single exon. Gene Ontology annotation, molecular function: double-stranded DNA binding.
AUGCCCAAGGCUGAGGUUGGCUCGACCAAACACCUGAGCAACAAGCUCAAGUCAAAGGGCCUGCAGCGCCUCCGAUGGUACUGCCAGGUGUGCGAGAAGCAAUGCCGCGAUGCGAACGGCUUCAAGAUGCACACGCAGUCCGAGUCGCACGUGCGGCAGAUGCUCGUCGUCGGCGAGGAUCCGCGCAAGUUCAUCAACGACUUCAGCAACCAGUUCCAGCGCGACUUCCUGACGCUUCUACGGACGGGCCACGGCGAAAAGGAGGUGCAGAUCAACAGGUUCUACCAGGAAUACAUUGCGAACAAGGAGCACGUGCACAUGAACUCGACAAAGUGGCCGAGCUUGACCGAGUUUGCGAAACAUCUGGGUAGAGAGGGCAUCUGUCGCGUGGAGGAGAAUGAAAAGGGCAUCCACAUUGCCUGGAUCGACAACUCACCCGAAGCGCUACGCAGACGAAACGCGCUCAAGAGGAAGGAGGCGGAGGAUCAGGGCAAUGAGGAAGUCGAGCAGCGCAUGAUUCGCGAGCAGAUCAAGAGGGCGCAGGCCAAUGCACGACACGACAAGGAGGAGGAGCGCGAUGCUGCCGAGCGCGAGCUGAAGAGACAGGAGGGCGAGAAGAUUACACUCUCCUUUGGUGGCGGCGCAAAGUCGACCCCCAAAGCCGAGUCCAGCAACCCCACAGUCGAAGAACGCACGCCAGAAGCAUCCGGCCAGAUUUCGCCCCCGAAAGAACAGAAACAACCACAGCAAGAAGAGGACAGGGCGCCUGCUCAACCUGCAGGGUUCGGCGGAGUGUCGUUGAAACUGGGAGGGAAGCCACAGACUAAGAAUGUGUUUGCGCAAGCAAAGAAGAAUGCUCUGUCCGGGGGCAAGAAGGGCGGUUUCAUCGACCAGCCCAAGAAGAUGAGCGAGGCAGAGCGGAUAAUGAAGGAGGAGAUGGAACGGAAACGCUCAAGAGGGUCCGGGGGGUUCAGCAUGCCUGUGCCCAAGAAGCAAAAGUCAUCAUAG